Messenger RNA from Xenopus tropicalis (tropical clawed frog), 1349 nucleotides. RefSeq names its product centromere protein P (gene cenpp). The record is from RefSeq and is a predicted model, not a curated record. Lineage: Eukaryota; Metazoa; Chordata; Amphibia; Anura; Pipidae. The transcript has 9 exons. The coding region runs from base 233 to 1117 and encodes 294 amino acids.
GACGCAGCGUUGACUGGUUUCCUUACAGAUUACAAACGGGAAAUAACUUUCGUGCUGGUGUGGUGAUUGACACUAGUAGAUUCCCAUUUUGCUGGGCUGCCAUUAGAAAGUAGCGCCCCCCCUAAGUGUGCGACUAUUUGGAUGCGGCCGCAGGAAAGGUGAAGACCUUUGAAGUAAAACUCGGGAAAGUUCAGUGACAGCUGCGCACUGAGAAAAAAGCGGGAAAGAUAUCAUGCAGAAUGAACUGAAUCACCCCUAUGAAGAUGAGAUCGCACUCUUGCAAGAGGAGAUCCAAGAGCUUACUCGGCAGUACAAGGAGGUUCAAACGGAGGCAGCCUUUUUAUCCAGUGCCAACUUUAAACAAGCCUUGCAAUCCUAUCAUGGAAUACAUAUCCCUGAUCAGGAAAGGAUGAAAGAUACAGCAUGUCUGAUGGCACAAAUUGAGGACUGUAAAAACGAAUUGCAGUUUCUUAACAACUUAUCAGGACUUGAGUUUACCAAAUACUUAAAAAAGACAGAGCACAAGUCUGAUAACCAAGCCAUAUAUAAACACAGGUUGGUGGGUCAAUGCCAAUCUCUUCUGUUUCAGUUGGAGUUUCAAACAUUGGAAUCCAAGAGCAGAGACAAUGCCUCCCAAUCGGUUAUUGACCUUAAUAUUAUCAUGGAAUGCAGAGAGCAAUCUGACUUAAGCAAGUUUGUUUCAAGGGUGGAAGAAAGAAGAAAUCUGUUACUCUUUUUCCGCAGCCUUUCAAGCUUUGCAGAGUGGUGUGAAUGUCGUAAAAACACCUUUGCAAAGUUCAAGGAGAAGUAUCCGCUUGCUGUCGGCCUCCCAGCUGGAGCUUCUGCUGAGUACAUGACUCUAAGAAAUCCCCAAAACCCAGGGUGUGAGCUGCUGAUCCUGUGGAGGAUUCACAUUGACGAUGAAGGCUCCGUCAUCCCCAUCUUGGAUUUGUUACCCAAAAUUCCAGAGCAAGCUGUGGCCCUCGAUAAGAGCGGAGUGGUGGAAGGGGCUGCCUCGGGCUUCAGAAACCUCCUGCGGGUCUUUGGCAUUCAUGGCUCUAUUGAACGGCUCAUUCAGUCCUUCUGCUGCUUGUCCGACACAGAUGCCAGUGUAUAAUGUGGCUACCAGGCUGUGAGAUGGAGCAGCAGGGGGGUUCCCCACAGAAUAAAUGCAACAGGAAUUGGAAUGUUGUCUGAAUGUCAUUUUAUUGAAUAAAAAUCUUGUUGUUUUCCCAUUUAUAAACAAUAUCCUCAGCUCAUGCGCUAUGUACAAUAUGUAUGGCACAUUAUAUAUAAUUUAUUAUGCAUUGGAAAAUAAAUACAAGCAUUAAAUACAAAAUUCUGCAAGA